Messenger RNA from Leishmania major strain Friedlin, 1008 nucleotides. Its product is annotated as ras family protein-like protein. Gene Ontology annotation, molecular function: GTPase activity; GTP binding. Bases 1 to 1008 code for a protein of 335 amino acids. The transcript has a single exon. NCBI's taxonomy places the organism in Eukaryota, Euglenozoa, Kinetoplastea, Trypanosomatida, Trypanosomatidae. The record is from RefSeq and is a predicted model, not a curated record.
AUGCCCCUGAUGAUGAGCUGCUGGAGCGCCAGAGCGCGCACGCUCUCCCUUUACACUCCCGCCCUCCCCCCGUUCUCUCCCUCUUCUCAACAGAUCGUCCCUAGGCAUUCACGCACUGCGCGCGCUUCUCUCCUCGACACACGCCCGCGCCUGCCACUCGUCCUAGCUAUGCCUGCUGCACCCGCCCUCCCCACCUCGUUGGACUAUCCACGCAUCAAGCUGCUUGUCAUCGGCGAUGUCGGCGUAGGCAAGAGCUGCCUCAUCAAGCGUUACUGCGAGGGGCGGUUUGUGGCCAAGUAUAUCCCCACCAUCGGCAUCGACUUUGGUGUGAAAAAGGUAGAAGUGAGCAAGGCAGCCGUGCUACAGCAACGCAGCAGUGAGCCCUCACCGCCCGCGGCAACGGCUCAGAGCGGCGGCGGCGCCUCCUCGGCCAUCCCCCCAGCGGUGCGAGUCAACUUCUGGGACGGCUCCGGUGACGGCGACUAUCGCGAAAUCCUCAACGAGUUCUACGAAGCCGCCCAGGGCGUGCUGCUCAUGUACGAUGCCCGGAACGCGCAGAGCUUCGCCGCCCUGCAAAGCUGGUGGGAGGAGCUCACCGUGUACUGCCAAGGAAUGCCCGCAGCAAGCGGCGGCGGCGGCGGCGGCAGCGGCAGUGGUGGUGGUGGUGGCAGCAACCCUGCUCUGGCUGGUAACGCGGCCGCGGCUGGCGCCGGUGGAAAGCGAGCGUCCGCCUCCAACAUCGUAACGAGCGGCACCGCCGCCGGAAAAGCAGUCGGGCGCACCGACGGCAGGGCACCGAUUGUGGUUCUUUGCGCGAACAAAGUCGAUGACACGGCGGUUCCCGGGGCAGCUGCGCCGCGGCCGCGGGCUGUCAGCGAGGAGCAAGGACGUGCCUGGGCACGCGAGCACGGCUGUGCGGCCUACUACGAGACGAGCGCCAGCACAGGGCAAAACGUGAAGGAGGUCAUCGAGGACUUGGUGGUGUGGAUGGUGGCCAAGUUUAUGUGA